GCUGCACCACGUGACGUCCUUUCCGGUCUAACCUGACAACAUGGACGCCAGCCGCGUGCAGCCGAUCAAGCUCGCCAGAGUCACUAAGGUGCUCGGAAGAACUGGUUCCCAGGGACAAUGUACACAGGUCCGCGUUGAGUUCAUGGAUGAUAGCAAUCGCUCCAUCAUCAGGAACGUGAAGGGCCCAGUCAGAGAAGGAGAUGUCCUGACACUUCUGGAGUCUGAGAGAGAAGCUAGGAGGCUGCGAUAGUUCCCGCUGAAGCUGUGAGGUGCCAGCCCAGUGCUGUGGAGAAGAUGGCAUCACUUUCCCUCUCAAUGGCGGGCAUCCCUCACAUUCUCUUUGUUUUGAAAUAAAUUUGGUUAUUGAGAUGAAAGCAAAA
Solea solea (common sole) is the source of this 380-nucleotide messenger RNA. It is a transcript of the gene rps28, whose product is annotated as ribosomal protein S28. Gene Ontology annotation, biological process: translation; maturation of SSU-rRNA; ribosomal small subunit assembly. The coding region runs from base 41 to 250 and encodes 69 amino acids. The transcript has 4 exons. The record is from RefSeq and is a predicted model, not a curated record. Gene Ontology annotation, molecular function: structural constituent of ribosome. Gene Ontology annotation, cellular component: ribosome; cytosolic small ribosomal subunit. NCBI's taxonomy places the organism in Eukaryota, Metazoa, Chordata, Actinopteri, Pleuronectiformes, Soleidae.